Micromonas commoda is the source of this 1683-nucleotide messenger RNA. RefSeq lists its product with no specific name. Bases 1 to 1683 code for a protein of 560 amino acids. The record is from RefSeq and is a predicted model, not a curated record. The transcript has a single exon. Gene Ontology annotation, molecular function: protein binding. Lineage: Eukaryota; Viridiplantae; Chlorophyta; Mamiellophyceae; Mamiellales; Mamiellaceae.
AUGCCGCCGCUCAUGCUGGUCAACAGCGCCAAGCGCGUGGUUCCCGACGCGCACGACGGCGAGGUAUCGUCCGUCUGCGUCGACGGCGACCACUGCGUCACCGCGGGUUGGGACGGGCAGCUGCGAUUCUGGGCCAAGUACGACGCCUUGCCCACGAGAUCCUUCCAGCUGGUGCAGCGCGCGCAGGCGCACGAGGACGCGGUGAAGACCGUGGCGACCAUCGCGGACAAGUGGAUCAUCAGCGCGGGCUUGAACGGGCUGUGCAGGGUGUGGACCAGGAGCGGCGAGGCCGCCAUGCAUCCCUCGCAGAUCCCCGAACCCACCCCGAAUGAAAAACCGGGCGACGAAAAACCGAACGGCGAGGACCGCGCGCCACCGCCGCCGAAGCACCCGCUCCCAUUGGACGACCUCGGCGACGACAACGCGGAGGAGGUCGGUCUCGAGAUGGAGGAGCUACGGCUGGCGCGGACGGAGCGUAAGCGCGUGUUGGCGCAGUACGACGGACCGUGGAAGUGCGUCGGGGCGUUCGACGGAGGCGCCGGGGGAUGCGUCAACGCCGUCGUCGGCUUGCACGCGCCGGAGGACGCCGGCUGUGUCGCGAAACCGCCCGCGAUCGCACUCGCCGUGGGGUCCCACCUCGGUUCCAUGACGCACGCGGUUCGGAUACUGGAUCCGACGCGGAACUGGGCGACGAUUCAGGUCCUGGAGCACCCGGAAGGCGUCACGCGUUUACUUCGCAAAGUCGGAUGCGAACUCGACGGGUCGGACCGACUCGUCACCGGGUGCCUCGACGGUCGGAUACGCGUGUACGCCAGGGACCCGGCGGAACCGGACCCGAGGCCGCCGCCCGUGGAGCCGGUGGAGGGAGAAGACGAAGCGUCGGGCGCGGGUGCCGGUGCCGGGACGGGGGAAGGGGGAGACGAAGGGGGAGAGGAACAGACGUCGACGCCCGAGCCCGAGCCCGAGCCCGAGCCGUGGUUUCCCCCGUACCGACUCGAGGCGACGCUGCACGCGCAUCCCACCGUCGUCGACAUCCAAUGGCUCGGCAAGCACCCCGCGUUCCCCCCCCCGCAGCCCCCCGCGCCCCCCGCGCCCCCGCCGAAGGAGGGAGGCCAAGCGGGGGAAGGCGACGAGGACGCGGAUGAACCGGUGGAACCCCCGGGCCCGCCAGAAUUUUGGCCCGGGUGCGACAGCCACCUGUGGCUCGUCUCCGUCGGCACCGACGGGGGCGUGAAGCUCUGGGAGCGACGACGGGUGCCCACGAAGCCGUGGGGGCUUCCCCAUUGGGGAUACGAACCGCCGCCGGAGCCGCCGAAGGGCGAGGCGAAGGAGUACGCGUGGUGUCGAACGCCCGGUCCGGAUGGCGAGAUACGAAACGCCCCCCUCGCGCCCCGAAUCCGAAUCGCGAACGACGAAAGCUCAAAAAUUGAAUCCCUCGCAAAGGCGCGUCUCACGUGCGUGCGCGUGUGGCGCGAGCACGUCACCGUGGGGCUGGGCGACGGGCGGAUGUGCACGUGGGGGCGCAGGGUUCGCGACGAGUCGGGCGUGGAGGGGUGGGUGCUGGAGCGGAUCACGCCGGCGCCCGCGGAUAACAUUAGAUGCGGGGCGGUGACGGGGAUGUACGAGUGUGGGCAUAACCUCCUGGUGACGCACGCGGACGGGCAGGCGCGCGUGUACGCGUGA